Molecule: messenger RNA, 405 nt
Organism: Nerophis lumbriciformis (worm pipefish)
Lineage: Eukaryota; Metazoa; Chordata; Actinopteri; Syngnathiformes; Syngnathidae
Source: RefSeq, a predicted model, not a curated record
AUGCAACACAGCCCUCAACCACAGUUACUGAAAAAUUGGACAUCCACAAUGACGUCGGACUGCAGUCCGCUCAGCACGCAUGUGCUCAACACCAGCGAUGGAAUUCCCGCCGCCCGCGUGGCUCUCAGCCUUCAUCGACUCGACUCAAGACUGAAACUGUGGAACUUGCUUAACGUCGGGACGACGGACGAAGAUGGUCGCUGCGCGGGACUCAUCAGCCGGGAAGCAUUUAUCCCGGGGAUGUACAAGUUACGCUUUGAAUGCGGCUCGUACUGGACCAGCCUGGAACGCAAUUCCUUGUAUCCAUACGCUGAGGUGGUGUUUACCGUCACGGAUUCAAUGCAGAAAGUUCACCUGCCGUUGCACAUGAGCUGCUUUUCCUACAGCACGUACAUGGGAAGCUGA